Molecule: messenger RNA, 570 nt
Organism: Thlaspi arvense
Lineage: Eukaryota; Viridiplantae; Streptophyta; Magnoliopsida; Brassicales; Brassicaceae
Source: the annotation of a GenBank genome assembly
AGAAUGGUGAGGAAAAAGAUACCGGAAUGGAUGAACGGCACCAUGUGGUCUACUCCUCCUCCGCCGCCUACAAACGAUGAUGCUUUCCUCCGCUGUUCCCCCUCCACUAAAAUUCCGUCGACAGAAUCAAAUUCCGAUGCUUCCAGGCUUAAUCCUGCCCAUCCGCCUUCCACCGCUUCUUCGGUUCCAUCUCCGUCGCCUAGGCCACGGAACGGUAGCAACGUUCCUGGGGGCGGCAGUGGCGAAUAUAGAAACUCCGUUGGUCCUUCGGCCGAGAACUUGUCCCGCCAGGCCCAUCUCACAGUGGAGAAUUUCAGAUUCUUCUUGUCUUCAACUUCCAAGCAUGUUGUGAUUUUAAUUGAGAAAGUGAUCAACAUGAAUGAAUUGAGGAGUUUAGCUUUACAGAGUUUGCCAAAUUCUCCUGGGAUCCGCUCUUCUUGUUAUGAUUUUGGCUUCUUCUUAUUUUGGAAAUCAGUUUACAGAAAACAGAAUAGUGCAUCAAUGCUUAGAUCACUGAGACUUGGAGUCGUAUCUCUAUAUGAAACUUUUGCUUGGCUACUUGCCACCUGA